This is a messenger RNA of Ostreobium quekettii, 597 nucleotides long. The record is from the annotation of a GenBank genome assembly. NCBI's taxonomy places the organism in Eukaryota, Viridiplantae, Chlorophyta, Ulvophyceae, Bryopsidales, Ostreobiaceae.
AUGCAGAGAAUGAGCGGCAUUGCCACAGCGACGAGCAAGAUGGUGGAGGCAGUGAAGGGGACAGAUGCAAAGAUCCUGGACACAAGAAAGACAGCCCCAGGGCUGCGGGUGCUGGACAAGUGGGCCGUCCUAAUAGGAGGGGGCAACAACCAUCGAAUGGGCCUGUUUGACAUGGUGAUGAUCAAAGACAAUCACAUUGCUGUGGCAGGGGGGAUCAAGCCAGCAAUCAGCCGGGCCACCGAAUAUUUGCAGCAGAACGAGCUUCAGGGCACAGGGAUCGAGGUGGAGACGAGCUCGCUGGAUGAGGUUCAAGAGGUCCUUGAGGCGUUGGAUGAGAUGCCGAACUGCAGAGUGAUGCGUGUGAUGUUAGACAACAUGGCAACGCGGGAUUCAAAGAAGCCUGGUGGCGUGGACACUUCCUUGCUCAGGGAAGCCGUGGCCAAGAUUGACAGGAGGGUGGACACAGAGGCAUCAGGCAAUGUCACAUUAGAGUCCGUCAGUGAGAUUGCUUCCACUGGAGUGACAUUCAUAUCCUCAGGGGCGUUGACGCACUCAGUUGCCGCAUUGGAUAUCUCCCUGAACAUCAGCACUUCUUAA